Molecule: messenger RNA, 1186 nt
Organism: Sardina pilchardus (European sardine)
Lineage: Eukaryota; Metazoa; Chordata; Actinopteri; Clupeiformes; Clupeidae
Product: Ferritin, lower subunit-like
Exons: 5
Coding region: 112-636 (174 amino acids)
Biological process (GO): iron ion transport; intracellular iron ion homeostasis
Cellular component (GO): cytoplasm
Molecular function (GO): ferrous iron binding; ferric iron binding
Source: RefSeq, a predicted model, not a curated record
UUUUAUUUAGACGAAAAAGGUUUUUAGCUGCCAUAUUGGAAAGUUCACUCAUCACGCAUCGCGGUUGCAGUUUCAAAACAACGUUGAGGUAACACGGAAGACACCUUAGAGAUGCAGUCCGCCGUGAAACACAAUUUCCACCAGGAAAGUGAGGCAAACAUUAAUAAACUCAUCAACCUCAAGCUGACCGCAUCCUAUACAUACCUUGCACUGGGUAUGUACUUUGACAGGGAUGAUGUGGCCCUUCCCAACUUCUCUUGUUUCUUCCUUGAGCGCUCUGUGAAAGAGAGGGAGCAGGCAGAGAGUCUGCUGGAGUACCAGAACAGCAGAGGCGGCAGAAUUCUACUGCAGACUGUUGCUAAGCCUACUCGUGAGGAUUGGCGUGGCGGUUUGGAUGCCAUCAGUUUCUCUCUGGACUAUCAGAAGGCUUUAAACAGCUCCAUCCUCGAUGUCCAUCGCAUUGCCGGCACCCACGCCGACCCCCAUCUGUGCGACUACCUGGAGAGUCACUUCCUGACAGACAGCCAUGACACCAUCAAGAAGCUGGGUGACUACAUGGGCAGUCUUACCCGCCUCACGUCCAGUGAGCCCCACGGCAACAUGGGAGAGUACCUGUUUGAUAAACACACUCUGUGAACAGCGAAUCCUCAAGUGCCACUCAUCACGUAAGACAGUGGUGCUCAAAAGCCUGUUUUGUAGUGUGGAUGUGCAUGUGUGCUGCUUUACAUAAGGUAUAAUUGGUGCACCUAUGCUGAAUGUCAUGGCUUUACCAUGACCUUCAUCAUACUCACAUCAUAUUUCUUAAGUGUUUGGUUUUUAGAGUAAUGUAAAACAGCAUGGAUGCACACCAUCUCCUCUGUAGUGAAGGUAGUUCUCUUGCCAUAGAAUAAUGACAGCCAUACCUCUGUACUCCUUAGCUGAAACCUGAAUCACUUCCAGUGCAAUACCUCAAGGUUAAACACCAAGAUCAAUCCGUUUUUGGUGCUAGAAAGUUCUCAGUCAUGGAUAGAUCAAACAUUCCAGCAGGAUAGUUUUUUUUUUGUAUUUCCUACUUUUCUCCUCAGCAGUAAGCUCUUUAUAUUACAUGUACUUGGUUACACAUUCCCUGUUGCAUGCAACUCAGUGCAUCACUUUUCUAAUGACAUUUGGACGACAUGAUACACAAAUAAAGUACAGUGAAUCAAAA